Molecule: messenger RNA, 749 nt
Organism: Zingiber officinale
Lineage: Eukaryota; Viridiplantae; Streptophyta; Magnoliopsida; Zingiberales; Zingiberaceae
Product: 40S ribosomal protein S26-1-like
Exons: 5
Coding region: 62-454 (130 amino acids)
Biological process (GO): translation
Cellular component (GO): cytosolic small ribosomal subunit; ribosome
Molecular function (GO): structural constituent of ribosome; mRNA binding
Source: RefSeq, a predicted model, not a curated record
GUUCCCUCUGGGCCGUCUCGCUUCGCCGUAACCCUAAGCAGGUCGCUCGUCGGCGCGGAAGAUGACUUUCAAACGCAGGAACGGCGGGCGCAACAAGCAUGGCCGCGGCCACGUUAACUUCAUACGCUGCUCCAACUGUGGGAAGUGCUGCCCCAAGGACAAAGCAAUCAAGAGGUUUCUUGUGAGGAACAUAGUAGAGCAGGCAGCCGUGAGGGACGUGCAGGAGGCUUGUGCAUAUGAUGGAUACACUCUUCCUAAGCUAUACAUCAAGGUGCAGUACUGCGUGUCUUGUGCAAUUCACUCAAAAGUUGUAAGGGUGAGGUCUCGCACCAAUAGAAGGAACCGUGAACCUCCACAGCGUUUCAGACGACGGGAUGAUCAGACAAGGCCUGGCCAAGGACCACCUCGCCCUGCCGGAGCUCCUGGAUCCGGCCCUGCACCUCCCCGUCCAUGAUAAGUGGCAAAAGGCGAAGCGCCCCUGCCAGCCUUUCCCGUCCAUUAUGAAUGGCUUCGUUGUGUUGGAUUUGAUAGUUUCUUAGAAAAAUAUUUGCAUUUGAUGGGUUAUCAUUUCUAAUCAAACUUUGAUUGUCACUCUUCUUUCUGGUUAUUCUUGUAGUGUCUUUUCUUGUUUGUUGAACGUCAGUAUGAACUCUGCACUUUUUAUCUGAACAAUGUCAUUCUCGUGUGUUUAUUUUGUAUUAUUGUCAUUUUAGUUAAACGGAGAUUGAGAAUAAAUUUAGUGUUCAUAA